CUUUAAUUGUAACUCUAAAUUUUAUUUUAAUUUCUAAUUUCUAAUUCCGCUCAGUACUGUUUGCAUAUUAUACUGCUAGAAAGAAAAGUCAGUGGUUGCCGAGUUAUCAUUAAUUGCAGCAAUUCCUCUAUAAAUUGUCAGAAUGUCCGAUGGCUCAGACAGUAACGAAACCGAACCAUUAUUAGCGGAGAACUUUAGAGAGUCAUACGGAAUUAGUGAUGAAAUAUCUAAGGAUAAAUCUCAUCGUAUGCUAAAUAGAGUUGGCUAUUCAACAAGUGACUUAACCAAUGCCAGUGUUGACUUCGGACAAGAAUUCUUAAGAAAACAACCUGAUGGUCCAAUAGAAUUACAUCGUGCUUCUACAAUCUCAUCUCAAUAUCAAAAACCAUUAUUUCAUAGAUUAUUUUCAAAUCAAUUUACUGUAUCUAAUGCCAAUUCUCCUCAUGACAAUUCCUUAUAUACUGGGAAUACAUUUACUUCUAGAUCAAGAUCUGGUAGUUUUAUCCUUGGACCUCUUGAUCAAGCUAGUGUAUAUUCAGUAUCUGAUCCUGAACAUCAAAAGAGAUUAAGUAUAAUUAGUGUAAUGCGUCCAAGUAGAUUGAUUGGAAGUUAUACUCAGUUAUGUAAUUGGUAUGAUUAUUAUAUUGAAAAGGAUACUAUGAAAUCAAGAAAAGCAUCAGUAAGAAAUUAUUAUAAAGAGCAGAAUGAAAUUAUUAAGAGAUUACAGGAAAUUGAUAAUUUCUUAGAUGCGGGAAAGAUUCAUUAUAAUAUGUUGAGUCAUUAUGGACAAGAUUCCAGAAUCUUAGCCACUCACGUGGAAGAGGAUGAAGAUAUUGAUGAAGAAGAUACUGAUAUUGGAAUUACUACUACUUCCAAUUCUCAUAUUACAAGGCAAACACUGCAACAUAGUGAUUUAGAACUGCAACUGCAUCUGCAUCACCUUAUGAAGCAUAAAUAUUCCCGGUUUUAUGAUGUUCCAGGAAAUGUAGAUCAAAAUGGAUCUAAAUUCUUAGGAUAUGAUGAAGAAGAAGAAGCUUCUCAAGUAUAUAUUGCCAUUAUGGUUAAUUUCUUUCUAAAUUUCAUAUUAUUGAUUGGGAAACUUAUAGUAACCCUUUUAACUAAUUCUAUUUCCGUUGUGGCAUCGUUAGUGGAUUCUAUCUUAGACUUUUUAUCUACAUUCAUCAUUUUUAUAUCCAACAAAUUAAGUACUUCAAAAGAUUGGAAAAUACAACAUGCAUACCCUGUAGGAAGAACAAGAUUAGAACCUUUAGGUAUUCUUGUAUUUUCUAUUAUUAUUAUCAUUUCCUUUGUUCAAGUUGGACAAGAAGCAUUUAAACGAUUAGUAUUUAGUAAUCCUUCCGAUAGAAUAGCAGCACAAAUUGGAUUAGAUUCAAUUGCAAUUAUGUCUAUUACUAUUAUAAGUAAAAUUGCCUGUUGGGUAUGGUGUUCAAAGAGUAAUUCAAGUUCAGUUCAAGCCUUAGCUCAAGAUGCAGAAACAGAUAUUGUAUUUAAUUUGGUAUCUUUAGCAAUGCCAACCAUUGGAUUUUAUUUAAAUAUUUGGUGGUUAGAUCCCUUAGGAGCAGUAUUAUUAUCCAUCUAUAUUAUAUUUGGUUGGAGUAAAACUGCAUUUGAACAUAUUAAUAAUUUAACUGGGGCAGCGGCUGAUCCAUUAGAUUAUAAAGUUAUAUUAUACCUUGCCUAUAGAUUUGCUGAACCUAUAAAACAAAUUACUGCCCUUAAAGCUUAUCAUGUAGGAGAUAAUUUAAAUGUUGAAAUAGAUAUUGUAUUUGCUAAGGAAGAAUAUAAUCUUAGCUUUAAAGAUUGUCAUGAUAUGGCUGAAGCCUUACAAUAUUCAAUUGAAACAUUACCUAUGGUUGAAAGAGCAUUUGUUCAUAUAGAUUAUAUGGAAGGUAACUAUAAGGGACAUCUUAAGUAAACUGAAAUAUGUAUAUGUAUAUGUAUAUGUAUAUAUAUAUA
Molecule: messenger RNA, 1977 nt
Organism: Scheffersomyces amazonensis
Lineage: Eukaryota; Fungi; Ascomycota; Pichiomycetes; Serinales; Debaryomycetaceae
Exons: 1
Coding region: 143-1936 (597 amino acids)
Biological process (GO): transmembrane transport; monoatomic cation transport
Cellular component (GO): membrane
Molecular function (GO): monoatomic cation transmembrane transporter activity
Source: RefSeq, a predicted model, not a curated record